UGCGCGUUCCCGAUGCAGAGGGAACAGAUUUUCACAGGGGAACCGAAUUGUGUUCUGUUUCGCCAUUUCCUGUUUACAGCCAGGUGUGCCGCUCAGUGUGCGGAACACGACAGACGCCACAGUGUCAGGAGUAACAUGGACUCAAGCCACCGAACCUCUCUGCGCUUCAGAAGAGGCGCACAGUUAAAGGUUGUGUGUCUCUUCCUGGUUGCUGUCGGCUUUGGCCCUGCUAUUGGUGUGAACAUCAAUGUUACAGUUGGAGACAAUGUCACUCUGCCAUGUGAAGCCAACGACUACAGGCUAUUAGAAGUUGUGGAGUGGAGCAGACCUGGGGCAGAGAUACAAGAGCUUAAAUAUGUUCUAAUGUUUAACAAAAACAACCCAGAUCUGGAUAUUCCAGAACAAAGGUUCAAGGGUCGAGUUGAUCUGGUGGACAUGGAGAAAGGAAACGUGUCUUUGAAGCUGAGGAACGUGAAACUUGAGGACAGAGGAACAUAUGAGUGUUAUGUUCAGGGAGAAACAAAACGUAAUAAGAGAAACAUUAUGCAGUCAAUCAACACUGUCUACCUGCAUGUAGCUCCUCCUGCUGCUCCUCCUGCUGCUCCUCCAGGUGAGUGUUUGUCUCUGGAUCAGAACCAGCAGGUCCUGGUUCUGGAUCUCAGAUCAGAUAAUGAUGAUCUUCAGUGGGAUCAGACUAACUCCUGGUUCUGUUCUGCAGGUGGAGGACACAUUGUACCGGUUCUGGUGAUGUUUGCUGUGGUUGCUGUUCUAGCUCCUCUGGUUGUGUUUGUCUGGAAGAAGAGAAAUGUUUCUCCUCCCCAGGAUGAAACUGUAGAGGCUCUUCAGCCCUGACUAGCAGCUGUAAACAUCAGCAGAUAUUGUUAUUAUGCUUUGCCCUGCUUACAUCAGUGUAAUCCAGCCAUUGGACAGACACAAGACCGAACAUUCCUAAUGACGGUCCCAAGCCCGGGAAAUGGAGAGGGUUACUGAGGAAGGUUGUUUUCCACAGCUGCAUAAGGACCAGACCUUCUUGCCUCUUGCUUUCCUUCCUAAUCAUUGUAUGAAAACUUUCAUGUUGUCUCUGCCUGGCAGAGCUUAGUGAGCUGGGUUAGACUUGAAUCCAGACCGGCUUGAUUAUCUUAUGAGCUCUUAUAAUUGUGCAGAAUGCAUGAAUGAACCUGAUUGAGUGCUUCUACCUGAACAGUCCUUAGAAAGAGUUUUUUUGCAUGACACCAGUCAGCUCAGUGGCCUGCAGCCUGUUUCCUGUUAGCACAUCCUGUUCAUCUCGUCUGAACCACAGAAACCAGCUGCUGCUGGUUCCACUGACUUUGACUGAAACUGGUCUCAACCAGAUUUCAGCACAAAUAAACCAGUGUUGGUGAAAACGUGGCCUGUUUCCACCUGUCUGCUCUGUUAGUGGCCAUGUUCACAUGAACGUAGCGCGACGCUCUGCUCUGUCUUGGUUCCAGUGGCUUUGUGGGCGUCUCUCACAGAAGUCCAGCUGUUGCAGGAACCAUUUCACU
This is a messenger RNA of Poeciliopsis prolifica (blackstripe livebearer), 1523 nucleotides long. RefSeq lists its product as uncharacterized. Bases 13 to 852 code for a protein of 279 amino acids. The record is from RefSeq and is a predicted model, not a curated record. Gene Ontology annotation, cellular component: external side of plasma membrane. Lineage: Eukaryota; Metazoa; Chordata; Actinopteri; Cyprinodontiformes; Poeciliidae. Gene Ontology annotation, biological process: positive regulation of T cell proliferation; cellular response to lipopolysaccharide; immune response. The transcript is spliced from 2 exons.